This is a messenger RNA of Fonsecaea multimorphosa CBS 102226, 534 nucleotides long. RefSeq lists its product as uncharacterized. Bases 1 to 534 code for a protein of 177 amino acids. The transcript has a single exon. Gene Ontology annotation, cellular component: U12-type spliceosomal complex; U5 snRNP; SMN-Sm protein complex. Gene Ontology annotation, molecular function: RNA binding. The record is from RefSeq and is a predicted model, not a curated record. Lineage: Eukaryota; Fungi; Ascomycota; Eurotiomycetes; Chaetothyriales; Herpotrichiellaceae. Gene Ontology annotation, biological process: spliceosomal snRNP assembly; RNA processing.
AUGAAGCUUGUCAGGUUCGUAACGCCGGUUUUCACCUCUCAAAACUACCUUUACCGGGGGUCGCAUUCGCCCCAGAGCGUCGGCGGGUCCCUUGCUGUUGUUGCUGUUGUAAACGUGGAGAAAAGUUGCGGUUUUGCUGACGACCAGUGGAUCAGAUUUUUGAUGAAAUGCGCGAAUGAAUCGGUCACGAUCGAACUCAAGAAUGGCACCAUCGUGUCCGGCACCAUCACGUCGGUGUCUCCGCAGAUGAACACGGCCCUGCGGGCGGUCAAGAUGACGAUCAAGAACCGGACGAACCCUACGGCGCCUGGCGACACCGUCAGUCUCGACACGAUCAACAUCCGCGGCUCGACCAUCAGAUACUACAUCCUGCCGGACUCUCUGCCCCUCGACACGCUGCUCAUCGACGACCAGCCGAAACCGAAGAACAAGGCGAGAAAGGAAGGCGAUUCACGCGGUCGAGGAGGUAGAGGUGGCGGGAGAGGGCGGGGAAGAGGAGGUGGGCGUGGACGUGGCAGAGGGAGAGGCUUUUAG